Molecule: messenger RNA, 2424 nt
Organism: Anoplophora glabripennis (Asian longhorned beetle)
Lineage: Eukaryota; Metazoa; Arthropoda; Insecta; Coleoptera; Cerambycidae
Gene: okr
Product: DNA repair and recombination protein RAD54-like
Exons: 11
Coding region: 83-2362 (759 amino acids)
Biological process (GO): reciprocal meiotic recombination; double-strand break repair via synthesis-dependent strand annealing
Cellular component (GO): nucleus
Molecular function (GO): ATP binding; DNA translocase activity; ATP-dependent chromatin remodeler activity
Source: RefSeq, a predicted model, not a curated record
CCGCUGUUUAUGUUUAACUUAACCUAUAAAAGCUGUUGAAUAAAAUAUUAUAGGCUAUUAUAGUUUCGUAUGAAUUUACAAAAUGAGACGUAGUUUGGCUCCCAGCCAGAAAUUCAAAAAUGAUACCUCCAUCGAAAAGAAUGGUUUUACUGUACCUGCAAGAACUAAACGCACCAGAGAACAUUCUAAAGAUGACAAAAGUAAUAAAUUACGGAAACCUUUAUUGCAAAUUAAUACUCAGAUUGUUUUUAUCUCGGAUCAUGAAGAAUUAAUCAAGAAGCUAUCUAAACCUUUUAAAUGCCCCAUUCCAAACUAUGAAGGGUCAAACUCGACAAGGAAUCUCGGAAUUAGGCGAACACAGGCAAAAAGGGCUCUGUACGAUCCUAAUAUGCCUAAUGCGUUGGUACUUUACGCCCCUCCCGAAAUCUCUGAACAUGAGAAGCUGAAAAGCGACAGUAUAAAAUUGGUACAUGUGGUGGUGGACCCUCUUUUGGGCAAUAUACUGAGACCUCACCAAAGAGAGGGUGUUAAAUUCAUGUACGACUGUGUGACGGGUGUACAAAUACCAGGUUCCUUUGGUUGCAUCAUGGCUGACGAGAUGGGUUUAGGAAAGACAUUGCAGUGUAUAACACUUCUCUGGACUCUGGUACGGCAAGGACCAGAAGCGAAGCCUACUAUAACCAAGGCCAUAAUCGUAUGUCCCAGUUCUCUAGUUAAAAAUUGGAGCAACGAAAUCCACAAGUGGUUAGGGGGUCGCUUACAAAGCAUGAUAAUGGACGGAGGCACAGAUAUAAAGAAAAGGUUGACACAGUUCAUGCAAGGACAGGGCCCGACGGCCAUACCGGUUCUUAUAAUUUCCUAUGAAACGUUCAGAAUGCACGCUGAUAUUUUGCAUGCAGGUGAAAUAGGGCUUGUUCUCUGCGACGAAGGGCACAGGCUGAAAAACUGUGAGAACCAAACGUACAGAGCUCUGAUGGGGUUAAAGGCAAGACGGAGGGUUCUAUUGAGCGGUACGCCCAUUCAGAACGAUUUAUUGGAAUACUUUAGCCUCAUUCAUUUCGUCAAUGAAGGUUUAUUGGGCAGCGCUUCGGAAUUUAAGAGGAAGUUUGAAAAUUACAUCUUAAAAGGUCAAGACUCGAUGGCGACGGAGCUGGAAUGUCGACACGCGUCGGAGAGACUGCAAGAACUCACCAUGAUCGUGAAUAAAUGCCUGAUCCGCCGAACCUCCUCCCUCCUCACUAAAUACUUGCCUGUAAAAUUCGAAAUGAUCGUCAUUUGCCAACUGACCCCUAUACAAAAACAGCUGUACCUAAACUACAUAAAUUCUGAGUCUAUAAAGCGUUCAGUGACCGAAGAGAGCGUUAAACCAACGUUCAGCUCGUUGGCCAGCAUAACCACCCUGAAAAAGUUGUGCAAUCACCCCGACUUAGUUCUGGACAAAAUACUGGAGGGAGCGGAAGGGUUCGAGAAGUCCCGGGGACUGAUGCCGCCCCGGAACGGUGAGAACGAGGUCAGGCCCGAGUUAUCGGGGAAACUGAUGCUGCUCGAUUGUUUCCUGGCGAAUUUGAAGGUGAACUACACCGAUAAGAUCGUUUUAGUGUCGAAUUACACUCAAACUUUGGACUUGUUCGAACGGCUGUGUAAAAGAAGGGGAUACUUGUAUGUACGGCUGGACGGUACGAUGUCGAUUAAAAAGAGAGCAAAAGUUGUUGAAAAUUUCAACAAUCCUGAGUCUAAAGAGUUCAUUUUCAUGCUGAGCUCGAAAGCCGGCGGUUGCGGGUUGAAUCUUAUAGGCGCAAACAGACUGAUAAUGUUCGACCCAGACUGGAACCCCGCGAACGACGACCAAGCAAUGGCCAGGGUGUGGCGUGAUGGACAACAGAAACCUUGUUAUAUAUACCGAUUUUUGGCGGCCGGGUCCAUAGAGGAAAAGAUAUUCCAGAGACAGGCGCACAAGAAAGCGCUGAGUUCGACGGUGGUGGACAUGAACGAGGAAACGGCGAGACAUUUCAGUGUCGCGGAAUUGCGGGAUUUGUUCAGGUUAGAAGACACGGAGUCGGAUACGCACAAGAAGUUGAAGUGUAAGCGAUGCCUAAAUCGGAUUCAGAUAAAGAAUCCACCCGACGACGCGGAUUGUACAGACGAUCUGGCCCGGUGGUACCACUGUUGGGACAAGAAGGGGCUAGCGGAUAUGGUUUUGAAGCAGAUCUGGGACAUGUCGAAAUAUAUUUCGUUUGUUUUCCACCAGAAAUCGGCUCGACAGGAGGUCAAACCUGUCAAGAGUUUUGAGGAAGAAGAAGAAAAUGACGACCCCGAUUUCAACGAAAAGGAUAAUUCCAAUGAUUCUGAUUACUCGGAAUAAAAUUUUUAAUUGAAUUACCUUUAAUUGUUUGUCGUAAUUUUAUAUUUAAGUUAUAUGAAAAC